This is a messenger RNA of Oryza sativa Japonica Group (Japanese rice), 2896 nucleotides long. Lineage: Eukaryota; Viridiplantae; Streptophyta; Magnoliopsida; Poales; Poaceae. The record is from RefSeq and is a predicted model, not a curated record.
GACGAGCUCAACGACUUCUGAGUUCUACUACUUCUGACCAAUAGGCGCAUCGAAUCGAGACCAUCCGAUCCAAUCUCAUCCACGCACACAACUCAAGUAAACGAGAAACCAAAGAUCAAAAUAAAAAAAAAAUCCCCACGGGCUCUUGUGUUGUGUUGUGUCUCGAGUCGAGGUCUCGCCUGAGUCGCCUCUCCCUCCCGAGUCUCCUCUCCUCUCCUUCUCCUCUCCUCUCUCGUGCUCUCGCAAAACCCUAGCCCACCUCCCCCUCCACCCACAUGCACCGCGGCGGCGACCGCUCCACCGACCCCUCCUCCGGCCCCGCGCCCGGUUCUCGCGGCGGCGGGGACGGCCGAUUCGGCCGCGGCCCUUCUCGCUGGUCGUCCGGCGGUGGCGGCGGCGGUAGCGGCAGCCCACCCCACCGCUUCUCCCGUGGUGGGGGUGGGGGCGGCGGCGACGGUGGCGGAGGCGGAGGUGGAGGCGGGAGGUUCCACCCGUACCGUGGCCCGUCGGACCACUCCGGCGGCGGAGGCUACAGAAGCGGCGGCGGCGGCGAGUACGGGGAGCCGGGUAGCGGGCCGAGACACCGCUACGGCAGUGGCCGUGGUGACCACUCAGAUCAUGAUAACAGAAACAACUAUGUUAAACUUUUUAUUGGGUCAGUUCCAAGGACAGCGACUGAGGAUGAUGUACGUCCUUUAUUUGAGGAGCAUGGAGAUGUUGUUGAAGUUGCUUUGAUCAAGGAUAGGAAGACUGGUGAACAGCAAGGUUGUUGUUUUGUUAAAUAUGCUACUUCUGAAGAGGCUGAGCGAGCCAUCAGAGCUCUUCACAACCAGUACACUUUACCUGGGGCAAUGGGCCCUAUUCAAGUCAGAUAUGCUGAUGGUGAAAGGGAACGCCAUGGGGCUAUUGAGCACAAGCUGUUUGUCGCAUCACUCAAUAAGCAAGCUACUGCGAAGGAGAUUGAAGAGAUUUUUGCGCCGUAUGGUCAUGUGGAAGAUGUCUACAUUAUGAAAGAUGGCAUGAGGCAGAGCCGAGGUUGUGGCUUUGUCAAAUUCUCAUCACGAGAACCGGCGCUGGCAGCCAUGAGUGCUCUGAGUGGGAAUUAUGUAAUGAGGGGGUGCGAGCAACCAUUAAUAAUUCGGUUCGCUGAUCCUAAGAGACCUAGACCUGGAGAAUCAAGGGGUGGUCCUGCAUUUGGAGGUCCUGGUUUCAGUCCACGAUCUGAUGCAGCUCUUGUUAUCAGGCCGACCGCCAACCUUGAUGAACCAAGGGGUCGGCAUAUGCCUCCUGACUCUUGGCAUCCAUCAAGCCCAAGGUCAGCACCUCAUCAGUUUAAUAACUUUGGAUCUGACAAUCCUAUGGCUCCGAAAGGGAGUACUGUUACAUCAACAACAGAUACGGCCACUUUUCGACCUCAGAUGUUCAGCGGAAAUGGCUCUUUGUCAAGCCAAACAGCUGUGCCAAGUUCGUCACAUAUGGGCAUGAACCCUCCUCCCAUGGCACAAGGCCAUCAUCUGGGAGGCCAGCAGAUCCCACCUUUGCAAAAGCUACCAGGGUUGCCUCAGAAUUUCCCUGUUCAAUUGCAGAAUAAUCAGCUGGGACAACCCUUGCAGGGUCCUGCUCAACAGAUUGGUCAGCUUCAAGUUCCACAAUCUAUGGGUCCUGGUUCUUUUGGCCAGAAUAGGUUAUCUGGUCAGCUUCCUGUGUCACAGCCGUUGAUGCAACAAAAUGCUUCCGUCAGCGCUGUGCAGGUGCCUUCAGCCGUGUCCAAUUCCAUGCAAGCUAUUCCCGGGCAACAGCAUCUUCCCUCAAAUGUUGCACCACAAAUGCUUCAGCAGCCAGUGCAGCAGAUGCCAUCGCAAGCACCACAAUUGCUACUCCAACAGCAAGCUGCUUUGCAAUCCAGUUAUCAAUCUUCACAGCAGGCAAUUUAUCAGCUUCAACAACAGCUGCAACUAAUGCAGCAGCAGCAGCAAUCGAAUCUAAACCAUCAACAACCCACACAGGGUCAGCCAGUGCAAUCUAGUAACCCUGGUGCCCCAAAUGCCAUUAUUCCAUCAAACAUUAAUACAAUUCCCCAGCAGGCUACUUCACCUGCAGUUCCUUUAACCUGCAAUUGGACUGAACAUACGUCUCCUGAAGGUUUUAAAUACUACUACAAUAGCAUAACUCGAGAGAGUAAGUGGGAUAAGCCUGAAGAGUAUGUGCUGUAUGAGCAACAGCAACAGCAGCAGCAACAGCAGAAACUACUUUUGCUUCAACAGCACCAACAAAAACUUGCCAUGCAGCAACUUCAGUCACCACCUCAGGCUCAGACACAUCCAGCAAUGCAACCUGUCCAACAAAUUCCUCAGGCACAACAAGGACAGCAACAAAUGCAGAUGAAACAGCAGGAAUUGAAUUAUACUCAGCUACAGACUCCUGGUGCUAUUGAUCCCAGUAGGAUACAACAGGGCAUCCAAUCUGCACAAGAACGUGCUUGGAAAAGUUGAGACUGAAGGUGAAUGAUAAAUUGGUAAGCUGUUACUCGGAAAUGAGCUCCACUCAACCUGCUGCCUCCAUCAAAUGCCUUGACGGUGCCUGAUGCCUGAGUGGUGGCCAAGCGGCCAUGCCGAUCGUUGUAACUCUGGAUAUAGCUUAGAUUGAUGUCUAAAAAGUUGUAGCUCCAAUCCGUGUAAAAUGUUUGCAGUCUAGGCCUUGUACCGCUGUAACAUUUCUGCUGAUUAGAAUGUUCGCUUUCCUUGCAUAGGCAACUGCCAGAGGUUCGUCGCUAGUAUGAUUUUGGGCAUUUCAUGACAUGUCCCCAGCAAUCAUCAUUUAGAUUGUUUCCUCCUUUGAAAGCUGUUUGCUCUCAAGACAUGCUAGAUAAGAAUAGAUUUGGCCGCGGCGGGAAUCA